AAAGGCUGCGUCGAAGCAGAAACGGAGGAUCUGAAUAUUGCGUUUCGGCCAAGGGGGUAGAAAAGGAAACACGGAAUUUCAAAAAAGCCCCAAGCCGAGGUCAAAUUCGUAAAUUUGUAGGCCUACAAAUUUGCAUUAGGCGGGAAAAUGCAAAAUGUAAGGGCUCUCUGAAGUGUGAAGAGUGAACCUCUCUCUCUCAAAUUCUGAAUUCGGUCGCCCAAGGGUGGGAGAAGGACAAUGGAGAGAAUCAACGUGACGGUUAGAGCGAGACCUCUCUCACCGGAGGACGCCAAGACUAGCCCUUGGAGAAUCUCCGGCAACUCCAUCGCUUUCUCUAACCACUCCUCCAAGUUCGAUUUUGAUAGAAUUUUUGGAGAAGAUUGUAAAACUGCUGAGGUUUAUCAAACUUGCACCAAAGACAUUGUUGUUGCUGCAGUUCGUGGAUUCAAUGGCACUGUUUUUGCUUAUGGCCAAACUAAUAGUGGAAAAACACAUACGAUGAGAGGCUCAGCAACCGAACCCGGGGUCAUCCCUCUUGCUGUGCAUGAUUUAUUUGACAUCAUACAAGAGGAUAUGUCUCGAGAGUUUCUCUUGCGAAUGUCUUAUAUGGAGAUCUAUAAUGAGGAAAUAAAUGAUCUGUUGGCUCCAGAACAUCGAAAACUGCAGAUUCAUGAAAGUCUUGAGAGAGGGAUUUUUGUUGCUGGUCUGCGAGAAGAAAUUGUUGUCUCUCCUAAGCAAAUUCUGGAUCUGAUGGAGUUUGGAGAAUCUCAUCGACAUAUUGGAGAGACAAACAUGAACCUAUAUAGCAGUAGGUCUCAUACUAUUUUCCGCAUGAUAAUUGAAAGUCGGGAUAAAACCGUAGAUGAAGAUAUUGGAGGUUCUUGCGAUGCUGUCCGUGUAUCUGUCCUGAAUUUAGUGGAUCUUGCUGGUUCAGAGCGUGCUGCAAAGACAGGAGCAGAAGGUGUUCGCCUCAAAGAGGGUUCACACAUCAAUAAAAGCCUGAUGGCACUUGGAACUGUUAUUAAGAAAUUGAGUGAAGGUGCUGAGAGCCAAGGGAGUCAUGUUCCUUAUCGAGACAGCAAAAUUACACGAAUUUUGCAACCUGCACUUGGUGGAAAUUCUAAUACUGCUAUUAUAUGUAAUAUUACACUUGCACAGAUACAUGCAGAUGAGACUAAAAGUAGUCUUCAAUUUGCAAGCAGGGCAUUACGUGUCACAAACUGCGCUCAUGUGAAUGAGAUUCUAACAGAUGCUGCUUUGUUAAAGCGCCAAAAGAAGGAAAUUGAGGAGCUUCGAGCUAAAUUGCAGGGUUCUCAUUCAGAACAUUUUGAAGAGGAGAUUCUCAAUUUGCGGAACACAUUGUUGAAGACUGAGUUAGAGAGGGAACGAAUAGCUUUGGAACUAGAGGAGGAAAAGAAAGCUCAAGUUGAACGGGAAAGGAGGUUACAAGAGCAAGCUAAGAAAAUUGAGAACCUGAGUUCUAUGGUGUUGUAUUCGAACAGGGAUGAGAAUCAUGAUCAUUACAAAAAGCAAAAAAAUAGGCGAGAUACAUGGUGCCCGGGUAAUCUUUCUCAAAAGACAUUUAAAGAGGCUUCCAAAGUCCAUUCAAGGGCUUCUACUGUAAAAUCCAUGAGACCUGACCGUGAUGUGGGGUCGCUUGUUCCUUUUGAAGAACUAGUGAAUACAAUUGAAGUUGGUGUAGAUGAGUCCUGCAAGCAAGAGGAAGAUUGUCAUAAAAAUGCCUUGGAAGAUUGUACCCUUCCAGAUCCACGAGCUUUGUUGCAUGUAACAAACAGGAAAAAAGUGCCACUCAGGAAAAAAAGCUUACCAGUGGAGAACAAUGAAGUAGCGGAAAUUCAAGCAGAAUAUGAGGAUUUGCUUUUAAAAUUUGAAACUCAGCGGACCAUCAAUGAGAUACAAUUUGAUUUCUUAACAAGAAAACUGGCUGAGGCUGAUUUAUUUCUAGAUGUGAAAUAUGAUGACCACUCUACAUAUAAUCUCAGUACAGGUACAAUUACUACUGACAAAAACCUAAGUUUAAGGGAGUCGGAAGCUAUUGUUGUGAUCAAGCAACUUCAGGAACAGAUUGAGCUGUUAGAGAUGGAGAAGUCUUCAAGCCAGAGAAAUAUGGAUACUAUUGUUGGUUUGGCAACGGAGCAGAACAUAUGUGCCAGGGAGAAGUAUGAAGAGCUAUCUGAAGAGCUUCUCAAUGCUCGGGAGGAGGCUAGAGUGGCUCGUGAACGACUUGCUUCCAAAGAAUCUGUCAGAGCAAUUGAUGAGGAGAAUUUCGAGUCCAUGAUUGAUCUUUUAAUGGAAGCCCAAGAAAUAAUGUUGGAAGUUCAGAGCUCAAGAAAUCUUGUUGAUAGUGUAGCUUCAGUUGUGGAUGAACUUUUCCAAACUUUAUCUGUGAUAUUGAGCCAGUUCCUUGAAUUUAAAUCUUCAAUAUGUCAGAACUCUGUGCAACUAAAAUCAAUUAUUGGUAAUCACGAGAAGUUGGAGUUUAGCAUGAGGCAUAAAGUUGCCGAACUGGAAAAUCAGAAGCUUCUCUUGUGCAAUCAAUCCGCUGAUCUCCAUACACAGAUAGAGGACCUCAAGCUAGAUGCUCUAAAUUCUGAAAAAACUUUGACUGCUCUUUCUGAACAACAGGAUCUGGAAAAAUCUGAAUUUCUUUCUCAUAUCCAAACUCUUGAAAAGGAAAUAUCAUGUUUGUCAUCUUGUUCCUUGGCCAGGGAAAAAGAAAAUUUGAGAAAAGACCUUGAGAAAACAAAAACAAAGUUGAAAGAGACUGAAUUCAAGCUUAAGAAUGCUAUCCAGGAGAAAACCAAACUUGAGGGUGAGAAAGCAUAUGCUGAAAGAGAGAUAAAGCAGUUACAUGGACAGAAAACUCUUCUUGAACGUGAUAUCAGCAAACGUGACUCACUUGCUUGUAGAAGGCGUGAUUCUGUUGUUGACAGGAGUUCAAAGAUGUUUGAUCCAAAAAGGGCCAAGAGUCAUGCUGUUCCCUUUGAGCAGACAAUGCAGGAGGAUUAUAAGAAGCUUGAAGUUUUCGCGUUUGAGAUGGAGACAACAAUUGCUUCCUUGGAAGAGGAAUUAGCAGCUGCAUAUAGGGACAAGGAAGAGGCUGUAUUUAGAAAUGAAACUUUGACUGCAGAACUGGAAGCCCUGUCUGAUAAGUUGAACAUAUCAAACUCUGACCUGAAAAUGUUUCAGGAAGAGGCGUUAAGCCUUAGAUCAAGUUUGGAAGAAUCUAGUUCCAAAUAUGAAAAAAUAGAAAGCAUGGUCAAUAUGUUGGUAGAAGAAAAGGAAGAGUUGGCAAUGCAACUUACUAAUGCCCUUUUGGAAAUGGAGGAGGAAAAGGCAAUAUGGUUUGCUAAGGAGAAAGCAUCUGUGGAAGCUAUAGAAGAGAGAGCAAAGUUGUACAAUGCUGAAACCAUGUCCUUAUCUAAGGGACUAUUAGAGGUGAGAAAUGAGUUGGAGUCUUGCAGAGAAGAAUGCAAGGUUCUCAAAGAAAGAUUGAUUUGUUCCGAGGAAAAUGCAGAAUGGGAGAGAAAGUGCAGUACGGAGAAGUCUUUUGAGAUUGAUAGACUAAGAAAUGACCUGAAGAUAGCUGAUGCGGAGAGUAAAAGAUCUCAAGAAAUUUUGAAGUCAAAACUUGAGACACUCUCUUCAGAACAUCAUCAUGCUUGUGAAGAACUUGAUAGGCUUCAGUUGGAGCUGGAUUUUCUCAAAAAAGAAAGAGAAGAAUUUGAAAUUCGAACAAAGGAGUUGAAUAUGGGUUCAGAACUGUCAAAUAACUUACAGGAUCUUAAAGACCAACUCUUAACAAUUACAAAGGAAAGGGAUAAAAUGAUGACGCAGAUUGAAGAGCAGAAAAACCAUGUGUUAUCCAAGGCAAAAGUUGAAGUGGAGGAACUUGCUAGAGAGCUUUCCAGCAAGGAACUCAAGAUGCGUAAUGAUGAGAUAAAAAAUAGCAUAGAGAAGGCAAAGCUUAGGAUGAGGCUUCGGUGGACACAAGCAAAAUUAGAUGCGUUCCGAAUUAGGUACAAGGAGGCAGCAGACGAGUUGGAUUUUAUGAACAAGAAAUAUGAGGAGGCUUCAACCAAGCUAAAGGACCGGUUGGCUUCAUAUGGCAUCGAGGUCCUCAACCUCAAGAAGCAGCUUGCUGCUUCCAAGGCACAAUGAAAAAUAAUCAGGUUCCCCAAGAUUUUAUGUACAAAUAUUUAUCAUAAAACAAAAAUUUUGCAGGUUGCAAUAGAUAAUACAAGUAGUCUAUCAUUUUCUUAUCUA
This is a messenger RNA of Vitis riparia (riverbank grape), 4287 nucleotides long. Its product is annotated as kinesin-like protein KIN-7O. Gene Ontology annotation, biological process: microtubule-based movement. The record is from RefSeq and is a predicted model, not a curated record. Bases 238 to 4182 code for a protein of 1314 amino acids. Gene Ontology annotation, molecular function: microtubule motor activity; ATP binding; microtubule binding. Lineage: Eukaryota; Viridiplantae; Streptophyta; Magnoliopsida; Vitales; Vitaceae. The transcript has 33 exons.